Molecule: messenger RNA, 816 nt
Organism: Mandrillus leucophaeus (drill)
Lineage: Eukaryota; Metazoa; Chordata; Mammalia; Primates; Cercopithecidae
Product: olfactory receptor 140-like
Exons: 1
Coding region: 1-816 (271 amino acids)
Biological process (GO): G protein-coupled receptor signaling pathway
Cellular component (GO): membrane
Molecular function (GO): G protein-coupled receptor activity; olfactory receptor activity
Source: RefSeq, a predicted model, not a curated record
AUGGAUGACCUCAAGCCUCCCAACAAUGUGACUGAAUUCACUCUCUUGGGGCUCACACAGAAUCCACACUUGCAGAAAAUACUCUUUAUUGUAUUCUUAUUUAUUUUCCUAUUUACUGUGCUCGCCAACCUGUUCAUUGUCAUCACCAUCUCCUCCAGCCCCACACUUUCAUCACCCAUGUACUUCUUUCUCACUUACUUAUCCUUUAUAGAUGCCUCCUACACCUCUGUCACCACCCCCAAAAUGAUCACCGACCUGCUCUACCAGAGGACAACUAUUUCCUUGGCUGGCUGCCUGACUCAGCUCUUUGUGGAGCACUUGCUGGGAGGCUCAGAGAUCAUCCUCCUUAUUGUCAUGGCCUAUGACCGCUAUGUGGCCAUCUGCAAGCCCCUGCACUACACAACCAUUAUGCGACAAGGGAUCUGCCACCUUCUGGUGGUGAUAGCCUGGAUUGGAGGCAUCCUGCAUGCCACUGUGCAGAUUCUUUUCAUGACUAACUUGCCCUUCUGUGGUCCCAAUGUCAUUGACCACUUUAUGUGUGACCUCUUCCCAUUGUUGAAACUUGCCUGCAGAGACACCUACAGACUUGGGAUAAUGGUGGCAGCCAACAGUGGAGUCAUGUGCUUGCUCAUCUUUUCCAUGCUCCUCAUCUCCUACAUAGUUAUCCUGAGCUCCCUGAAAUUCCAUAGCUCUGAAGGACGGCGCAAAGCCCUCUCCACCUGUGGUUCCCACUUUACUGUCGUUGUACUCUUUUUUGUGCCUUGCAUAUUCACCUACAUGCGUCCUGUGGUCACCCACUCUGUGGACAAGUUGUGA